Molecule: messenger RNA, 1743 nt
Organism: Blastomyces dermatitidis ER-3
Lineage: Eukaryota; Fungi; Ascomycota; Eurotiomycetes; Onygenales; Ajellomycetaceae
Exons: 1
Coding region: 319-687 (122 amino acids)
Source: RefSeq, a predicted model, not a curated record
GACGUAUGGGCUCUUCGGAAUAUCUGUUUAUCCGAGUACAGCUGGGCAGUCGCCAUUCCCCAUUGGAGAUUACCAACAUUACGGCGAAUUCGUGCCUGUCCCCAUCCAUGGUUCUUUCUUAUUUGGCCCCUUCCAUGGUAGUAUUCCUUACCAUAUCCACUUCUAUCACUGGAAGAGAUUGAUAAACAUCCUAAUUUUCACAACAAACAUCAGUCUGGAAUUUGAAAACUUCCCAACAUCCCUAUCUACCGCAUCCGUGAUACGCCGCUCCGCUCGCUAUUUUGACUUGUUGAGGAUCUCUGUGCAUCAGAGUUCAUUAUGAUGGGCUAUGAGUGUGAAUACUUUUUUUCCCAUCGCGAGCCUCACUGGUCAUUGGCUUGCAUUCCAGAUCCUCAGGACGAAGAUAGCAUCCGUUAUGCUAUCCUUGCUAGCAUGGUGGAAGCACUGGUUGAUGCAUUCAAUUGGAGACUAGAACAUGGAAUUCGCCGGGAUAACACAAUGGACAAAUCUGAGCAGCGGAGAUUCAAUUUCUCAAGAGAAGAUGCCCCAUCCUGGACUUCAAAGAUUGGCCCUGUCGCAAAGCCCCUGACUUUUCAUGAGGCUGGCUCCACUGACAUGACACUUGAGCGACAUUUCUUCAUCAAAAGAAACAUCAGAGUGCCGAAUGGAUACUUGUACACAGUAUAGCACUUGAAGAUUUAUACAGUGAACGGACAUGUCCGCCUUUUGUACCAUGGUCACCAGCCAAGAGUCGCGAAGCUCGAUCUACUUGGACGUCAGCGACAAAGAUAUUUCGUUUUCUAUAAGCUGGGAUGUGACUGAAUGGAUAGACGAUUGAUGAUCCUGCAAGGCACAGCGCUCCUAGAGGGAGUAUUUUAGUCGCAAUUCUUAACAAGGACAGCCAGAUGUUUUGUUUGUGUACGUACGCCUAAGGUCUUUAUCCAGUGUAAUCCGCGUGGCAAGAAUAGAUAGGCGAUUAGGCAGGAAGUCGCUAUGUCCAUCUUGCAGGGCAUAUAUAUGUGCACAUGGGGUAACUCCGCGGCUGGUGUCUGAAAUCAAGCCAUCUUUAUGUCUCAUUGGGUAUUAAUGAUUAGAUGACAGAUGAUAGGAAGGGGAAGGAAUUAAGUUCCAAUUUAAUACAACAAUGAGUACAAUACAGGCAGACUACGGCUUAAGGCAGGUUCUCUAUUUAGUGACCUGUGUAGCAGUUCUCAUGCACAAAACCGAUCAUUUUGGGUUCCUAAAUUCACAUCACACAUCUUGCAAUGCAUCGGCUUAAAAUUGUCAAGAUGCCAUCUCCCGAGAUGCAUAAGAAUGAAAUACCCCAUUAUUAAGGCGAAUAAAACAAAACUUGGGACUGUGCUCAAGCAGUUGCAGCAUACAGUAGGUUCAAUGACUACUACAACUCUUGAUUUUGUAUCAAGAUCCAGCCCAGAGUGGUCAACAUUCGGAACAAUGUGGCCUUCUUCUACUCCACAAUAGGCCGUAACAGCGUUGGGAUAGCAGUGAUUCGACGCUGUAAUUCUGCCUCCGGAGUGCUUGGUGGGAGCAGGCCUCAGUGUCGACCAGAGGCUGCUCCUCUUGAUACCGCUUAGGGCCUGUUCAGUGACCCCGUCCAGAGUUGUAUCAGUUCAUACAGUGCCAGCCUGUACAGUUCUGAACAGCUCUGAAUGAACUUGUAUACACUAAUCUGAUCAGAUAAGACCUGCUGUUUAACAGGUUCUGUAUAUAACUACAAGUACA